AUGUCAGAGCUACUGGAUGAAUUCCUGGCCUCGCUCGAGAAGUUUGGCGAGCUUCCCGACUUGAGUGUGGAGGAGCUUUCGUACCUGGAACGUUGCAUAGAGCUCAUGAUCGACUUGUUGGAUCAGCUGCCUACUCGGCGCUUUUUCAGACCGCUACUCGUGGACAAGCACAUAGUUGUACGCUGUAGAGGAUCAAAAGUUGCGCAGCUGCCGCAAGCACGCUUGGUCAACCAGCUGCUCGGAAUUCUCAGAUAUUAUGAGAAUUUUGAGAUUGAUGACACGACUGGAAAGCCGCUGUCCCGCCGCGAAGUCACAGAUCUUCACUAUGAGCGACUGCAGCUUUUGCAAAGAGUAUGCUUCCAAGAAUUUCCGGACAACCCCAGCUUGAAGCAAAUCAUGCUCGUGAACGUUGCAAAGCUGGACACGAGGGAAGCUCUGGUACAACACUUUGAGCCGCUGCCCUUCGACGUGUUGAAGGUGCUCUGUGCCAAGGUCUGUUACCUCGAUGUAUCCCGAGACACCACGCUGGCAGCAAUGGAGCAAAAGGUUCGUGAUGCCAUUGCAGCUCAAGAGCUUCAGGAAGCGGAAAAGGAAGCAGCAGCAGAGCCCAAAAAGAAGAAACGGAAAAAGAAGGUGAAAACAGAGGAGGAGGAGCGCCUGUGUAAGCUGCUUGUGGAAAUCCUUGUCAACAGAUUGGAACGCCCCGUCAUGCAGCAAGAUGACGUGAUGAAGAUGCCACUGUACCCAACAGAGGAGCUGAUUUGGGAUCCCAACCUGGUUCCAGAGGAGCACUACUCAGGUGACUACACAUUGGCGCUUCCCAAACUCAAUCUGCAGUUUCUCACCAUACAUGACUACUUGCUGCGAAAUUUCAAUCUCUUCCGCUUGGAGUCCACGCACGAGAUACGAGAUGAUUUGCAGGAUCAAAUCCCCAGGAUGAAAGCUUCGAUCGAUCAAGAUGGUACCACGCACUUCUCUGGCUCCGGACGUAUGAUGGUGCCCUUGGGCGGGCUGGAAGUGAUGAAUGUGAAGAGACCUAAAGUUGGAGAAGAGGUUCCGUCAGAAGUUCGGGCUGAAGUCCGCUGGUCCUUGACAGGAGUUCUGCCGCAAAUCCGCGAGGAAUGGGACACCCUGAGGGAGCACGACGUGAUUUUCCUGAUAAGGAUUCAAGCGCCAACUGAACCCUAUGAUGGCAGAGUGGCUGAACUUACUGUGGCAGAGUUUCCCGAGAAGUUUGGCGUCAUCAGCGUUCGCGGCGCUGAAAUCACAGAGUUGCUGGAUGACGAAGGAAACGUCAUCAGCGAUCCAAACCCAGCAGAACGUAAGACUCCUGUGGGAGACGGCCGGGUUGCGCGAGUGAUCCUGGAUCCUGCUCAGUACCACCAGGACUUGGAGGCUAUGGCAUCUGGCAAGACAGAAAUCUACAGCACCCUCAACCUUGUGAUGCGCCGCAAGCCGAAAGAGAACAACUUCAAAGCCAUCCUGCACACGAUCAGGAGCCUGAUGAACAACGAGGACACAGUGGUUCCGGACUGGUUGCAUGAUCUUUUCCUCGGCUAUGGAGAUCCUGGAGCAGCUCAGUACUGGAAGCUCCCAACUGCCCUGAGUGAGAUUGACUUCAGAGAUACGUUCUUGGACGAAGAUCACAUCCUGGAGUCCUUUCCAGAUGCAGAGGACAUCGAUGUACCAGAGGACUUGAAGCGCCCGUUCAAGCUGAAAUUUGAGAAGGGCACUGCCAUCCAAAGUGCAAAGAGGCCACCAGAAAGACGCUGGGCAAUUUGGGUGAUAGCUUCUGCGUAUACUCUGCCCAACAUGGGGCCUUAUCCAGAAUGCAAGCCGCGGGAAAACUCCAUCCGCUUCACGCCUGUCCAGGUUGAAGCCAUCCGAUCAGGUGUGAACCCUGGUCUGACUAUGGUCGUGGGACCACCUGGCACAGGCAAGACGGACACUGCAGUGCAGGUGGUGAACCUGUUGUUCCACAAUUUCCCGGAUCAGAAGAUCGUGUUGGUGGCACACUCCAAUCAAGCUCUGAAUGACCUCUUCGAGAAAAUCGUGGCACUGGAUAUUCCCGAGAGAUAUCUGCUCAGAUUGGGUCGCGGAAUUGAGGAGCUGGAUGCGAAGCAAGACUUCUCCAAGUGGGGCCGCGUGAACCACAUGCUGAAGCGCCGUAUUGAGCUGCUUGCAAAAGUGGAGCGCUUGGCGGACUCUCUAGGCCUUUCCGGCCAGGACGUCGCCUACACCUGCGAGAACGCCCAGCAUUUCUUCUUGCAUCAUGUACGCUACCGGUGGGAAGAAUUCCACAAGAAGUUGGCCAUAGCCGGCAAGAAUGGCGCCAAUAUCCACAAGGUGCUGACCCAAACCGGACCAGCAGCAAAAAAGCGCCGCCUCGACGAAGAGCCACAGGCCAAGGAGGAUGCAGACUCGAGGCGUGUAGAGGAUGAGAACAGCGAGGAGGUGAAAAAAAUGAGUGAGCAGAUCCUGAGUGGCAGAAAGACGGUCAUCAGUUUCCUCUUUCCAUUCACCAAGUUCUUUGCGGACGCUCCUCAACCCCUUUUCCCAUCCGAGUCCCAUGAAGCAGACUUAGAAGUUGCAGAAGGCUGCUUCCGGUAUUUUGAGAACAUGUUCAGGGAGAUCGAGGAGUGCAGGGCAUUCGAACUCCUGCGAAAUGGCCAUGACCGUGGCGACUACUUGAUCACAACGCACGCUCGCAUCAUCGCCAUGACCUGCACCCACGCUGCCUUGACAAGGUCCACAUUGGUAAACCUGUCCUUUAAGUACGACAAUUUGCUCAUGGAAGAGUCUGCGCAGAUCUUGGAGGUGGAAACCUUCAUACCAAUGCUUUUGCAGAAUGCGGAGAACGGAGUCAGCAGGUUGAAACGUGUGAUGCUCAUUGGGGACCACCACCAACUGCCACCAGUGGUCAAGAACCGUGCUUUCCAGAAGUAUGGACACCUUGAUCAGUCCUUAUAUGCCCGAUUUGUGCGCCUGAAGACUCCGACCGUAGACCUCAACCUACAGGGUCGAGCAAGGCCAAGCAUUGCCGAGCUCUAUAGCUGGCGAUACAGAGAUCUAGGCAAUCUGCCCAACGUGCUGACCGACGACAGGUACCGGUAUACCAAUCCAGGACUGACAUACGUGUAUCAGUUCGUCAAUGUGGAAGACUUCGAAGGUCGCGGAGAAUCACAGCCAACUCCAUAUUUCUAUCAAAACUUGGGCGAAGCGGAAUACUGCGUGGCACUAUUCAUGUAUAUGCGACUCUGUGGAAUCCCUGCCGAGAAGAUCUCCAUUCUGUCCACAUACAAUGGACAGAAGGCCUUGCUCAGAGACGUGGUGAGAACACGUUGCUCAUGGAAUCCACUGUUCGGGGAGCCUGCAAAAAUCACGACUGUCGACAAAUUCCAGGGUCAACAGAACGACUUCAUCAUUGUCUCAUUAGUGCGGACGCAGCACGUGGGCCAUCUUCGCGAUGUCCGACGCUUGAUCGUCACCAUGAGCAGAGCUCGAUUCGGACUCUAUGUCUUCGGAAGGUUCUCGCUUUUCGAAAACUGCUUUGAGCUCACCCCGGUUUUCAGCCGGUUUGCAAAACUGCCUCGCGAACUGAGUUUGGAGUUGCAAGAACAGCCUGGCUCCACGCGGCUGCUGGAUGCGGACCCUCAGUCGACAGUGGUCCAGGAUUUGCAUCAGAUGUGGACGUUGCUGCAGGUGAAGAUGAAAGCCCAGUUCCAGGACCUUUCAUCUCAGGCUUUUGCGUGA
Molecule: messenger RNA, 3753 nt
Organism: Symbiodinium pilosum
Lineage: Eukaryota; Dinophyceae; Suessiales; Symbiodiniaceae
Source: the annotation of a GenBank genome assembly